Messenger RNA from Vespa crabro (European hornet), 3378 nucleotides. RefSeq names its product DNA repair protein complementing XP-C cells homolog (gene Xpc). Gene Ontology annotation, molecular function: damaged DNA binding; single-stranded DNA binding. Gene Ontology annotation, biological process: mismatch repair; nucleotide-excision repair. Gene Ontology annotation, cellular component: nucleus; cytoplasm; nucleotide-excision repair factor 2 complex. The record is from RefSeq and is a predicted model, not a curated record. The transcript has 6 exons. The coding region runs from base 150 to 2894 and encodes 914 amino acids. NCBI's taxonomy places the organism in Eukaryota, Metazoa, Arthropoda, Insecta, Hymenoptera, Vespidae.
AUAUGUACGAUUUCAGUAAUUUAUAUUUAUCGGAAAUUGUAUAUACUCGUCUAUGCAACCGAUAAAGUGUAUUAUGCUCAUUUUCUACAUUACAAAAAUUCGGAUUAACGAGGAUGUUAUUUUGGGAUUUGUAAACGUCUGCAUUCAAAAUGAAUAAUCAAUCAGACAAUAACAGUUCGGAGAGUGAAAGCGAGUUUUUUGUUUCUCCAAAUGAAAUUGAUUUGAAUUCAAGUUUUUUUGAUAAGAAAGAGAAAAAAAGUUAUCUAACGUUACGCAAAGCCAGGACUUGUGAAAAUUUUGAUGAUAAUGAUGAAUUUAGCAAUGUGAAUGAUAAUAAUUCUAUUGAAUUAUUUAGCCGGGUAUUAAAAAAUUUGGAAAGCACCCAAGCAAUCUGUUCACAGAGUGAAAAUGUUGAAAAGCUCGAAACUGUAAUUGAUGUAUCAACAAAGCAAAAGAAAUCAAAGGUAGUACAUGCUGAGGAAGAAAAAUUUCAUCUUUCUCAACAUGUACAUGAACUUUUAUUCGAAGGAGAAGGAAAAACAUUUGAAUCAGAUGAUAAUGAAAACUACAGUGAAAAUGAAGACCUAAAUGAAGCAACAAGUUCUACCAAUUAUACUACUCCAAAAGAAGGGGUUAAAAUAACAUUGCCUAGUACUGAUAUAAUAUUAAAAAAAAAGAGAAAUGGUCCAGACUUAAACACGAUUAUUGAAAAUCGAAUUAAUCAAAGGUUAAGGACUAAUCAAAUGUUGAUACACAAAGUAGGAGUCCUUUGUUGGCUUGCACAUGGAUUUCAUAUAAAUAAAGUAAUAAAUGACGCAGAAAUAAUGUCUGCAUCAUUGUCAUUAAUUCCAGCAGAAAAUUUGCCAAAGAAUAGAUCAAAUCUGAAGUAUCUGGAAAAAUUUGUUGUAUGGUUUAAAAAAAAAUUUGUAUUUAAGAACAAAGAAGAAGAAGAAGAAAGUAUAACGAAAGAAAUGUUAUUAAAAAGAUUGCAAGAAAAAGAAGUUUUAAAUUAUAAAGAAUUAGUAUUCUUAUGUAUAGCAAUGCUGAGGGCAAUGGGGUUAAAUUGUCGUUUGAUUAUAUCUCUUCAUCCUCCACCUUUAAAAUUGCAACGAAGUCAACUAUUUAGAACCAAACCAAAAGAAGAAAAAGAUAAAGAAAAAAAGAAAUCUGAUAAAUCUACCAAAAAAAAAGAGAAAGAUAAAAAGAAAAAAAAAACAUCUACACAGAAUAAAAUUGUUCCAGAAAAUAGUGAGACUGCUAGAAAAAAUGCUCAAUUGGAUGCAAGAAAAAGGGCUGCAGUAAUUUUAAAUGAAAAAUCAACACGAAGCAAAAGUGUAAAAAAUAAAACAAAUGUUUCUAAUGAAAUUAUAGAUAAAAAUAAUAUAAAAGAGACAAAACAUUUUAAUAAUAAACAAAAUAAAACACAACAAUCAAUAAAUGCUGAUAGAACAAUAAGCAACACUAUAUCCAGACAAUUAAAAUUACGAAAGCAAAUGAAAACCUCAAGUGAAAAUAAUUCUUUAGAAUCUACAUCAAAGAAAAAAGAGAAUGUUACUACGCACUCAUUAAGGAGUAGACAAAAGAAUAAAAUUGUAAAAGAAGAUUCUCUUGAGGAAAUAGAUGAUAGUUCUGAAAAUGAUGAAUCUGAAGAGGAGUUACCUCUUUCAAAAAAGCGGAAUAUUUCUAAAACUAAGAAUAAUGUAAGAUCAAUAGUAAAGAAACAAGAAAAAAUUAAUAAAUUAUUAUCCUCAGAUGAUGAAGUAAAUGAUCUUAACAAUACUAAGAACUAUAAAAAUUUUUGGCUUGAAAUAUAUUUGGAGUCAGAAGAAAAUUGGAUUAGUGUAAAUAUAAUGGAUGAAAAAGUACAUUGUGUGGAAGAGUUAUAUAAAGCAGCUAGCAGACCUGUAUUAUAUGUUAUUGCUUGGAAUAUUGAUGGAACAUUAAGAGAUGUUACAAGGCGUUAUUGCCCUCACUGGCUUACUGUUACACGUAAACAACGUAUUGAUGAAGAUUGGUUCAGUGAUACGUUGCACUUUUGGAAAGAGAAAAAAUCAAUGAUAUCAGAGUCAGAGGAUAAAUUAUUAGCACAGAAGGAAUUAGAACAACCUUUACCUAAAACAAUUGGCGAAUGUAAAAACCAUCCUCUCUAUGUACUUACCAGACAUUUACUUAAAUAUGAAGCCUUGUAUCCUCCUGACUGCGUGCCAUUAGGUUAUUUACAGAAUGGCGAAGCAAUUUAUUCUCGGCAUUGUCUGCAUGUACUUUCCUCUAGAGAAACAUGGAUAAGAAAGGCUCGAGUAGUUAAACCUAAUCAAGAACCUUAUAAAAUUGUAAAAGCUCUUCCAAAAUAUGAUAAGCUUUCAGGAGUAAAAUUAGUAGAUAGAGCUUUAGAAUUAUUUGGUGAAUGGCAAACUACUGAGUACAUUCCACCAGAAGCAAAAGAUGGAAUUGUUCCUCGAAAUGAAUAUGGAAAUGUAGAUUUGUUUAAAAAAUCAAUGCUUCCAAAAGGAACCGUAUAUAUAGAUCUUCCAGGAUUAAAUCGAAUUGCACGAAAAUUGAAUAUUGAUUGUGCACCUGCAGUUAUUGGUUUUAAAUUUGGAGCUAUGGGAGCUGUACCAGCUUUCGAAGGUUUCGUAGUUUGCACAGAAUAUGAAGAUAUUCUAAGAGAAGCAUGGGAGACAGAACAAAUUGAAGCAGCGAAACGUGCUCGUGAAAAACGUUAUAAAAGAAUUUAUGGGAAUUGGAAAAGAUUGAUUGAUGGUAUGCGCAUUAAAGAAAAGUUAGCUGGAAAAUAUGAAUUUGAAAGUGAAAAGAAAUCUCUAACAAUGAUUAAACGUACGAAACAGAAAACAACUGAUGUAAAACGUCAGAAAAUAUUGGAAGAUAUUUCAUAAUUAUAAUAUAGGCAACUCUUUUAGUAGUAUUAUGUCAUAAAUAUCUUCUCAAACUUCUUAAAUUGUAUUAUUUCUUUCUUUUACUUUUCUUUUAUAAAAGAAUUGUAUACAAUAUAAGAAGUUUCAUAUUUAUAUUUUUAUAUAUAUAAUUAAAUACCACCGAUAUACAAGAAAUUUUAUUUAUAAAAUAAUAUACUUAUUGAAUGUUUGCAAUUUUUACAUAUUACAAUAUUUCAUUGUAAAGAGAUUUUUUGUUUUAUAUAAUAGAAUAUGCUAAAAUGUAAAUAAAUUACACGAAUAAUAGUCCAUCAAAAUAUUGAUCUCUGUUCAUAAUUUUACUGUGAAAAUAAUAUUAAUAAACAAUUACAUUUACAUUAACGACAAUUUAAAAGAUACUGUAAUCCACCAAUCUAAGCAAUAUAAUUCAUUGUAAAGGUUAUACGAUAAUGAUAAGGUACAUAUAUGAUUUGUUUGAUUCAUGAAU